AUGAAUUUCAAACAAAGCGGUGUCUGCACAACAAAACAGCCGGGCAUUCCCGAGCAGGUGAAUCAGCAUCUCGCUAACAUCCGUCUGGAAAAUCUUCUUGCUCCAAAGUGGAGCAUUAUUCUCAACGAUCACGGAUGCCAGCUUCAAGUCUUUUGGGGAAGCCCAAAGUCGAAUCAAAUACCAGUGGAGAAUGGCGGGAUGGCCUCGCUUCCCGCAGUUAAUCCAGCUCAGGUGAAGCUUCCAGCGCAACUACACUCCGUCAACGCUGGGCCUAUCGAUGGGCCAGCUACAAAAAAGGCCAGGAGCGAAGGGCCUUCAAUGUCAGUUAGUCAUCCAGGCGCAGGACUACACAACAUCCGUCAGCCGGUCGCUCCUCCUAUGCUCACCCAGCAGGAGAUGAGAAAACUCGUCUCAAUGCCAGGCCUUUUUCCUCCUACCAAGAUACGCGUAAAGAACGGAUCCCCUACUGCACCAAACAUGUUGCCGGGCUCACAUCACUCGCCUGAAGCAAAAGAAGAAAACAACGCGCCUUUGAAUCUCAAGACUGAGCCCAAAUCGGAAAUUAAGGCCCCUGGAUCGAUGACAACCCCAACCAAGCAACAGCGCAAAUCGCUCGAGUCCACCGCCAAGCAGCUCCAAAGCCUCCAGCAGAACAUCGCCUUAAAAUCGUCCUUAAUUUCAUCGCUUUCAUCCCAGGCGGCUGCGUCAAAUCUAGCGGCUUUCGUUGAGUCAGCCACAAAAGCUCAAUCGGCCGCCGCCGCCGCUGGAACCAGUAGCCAGAAUAAUCACUCGCCAGUCGGAGGCGGUUUUAUUACUCCACCAAGCUCUGAGCGCUCCAAUUCCAGCGAGGGAAAGACUUUUAUCGAAGACGAAGAUACUCCCUCGAAGGGCGGAAGAGCUAACAGUGAAUCUGGCGAAAGUGGAAUCAAUGAUCUCUGCAGACAAAAAUUUGCCUGCGAGCUGUGCCGAAAGACCUUUACAAGAAAAUACUCUCUCUCGCGGCACUACAAAGAAGUUCAUCAGGGCGAAAGUCGAACAAAUACUAUGCGCCCAGGGAUGCAAGGAAACUCCCUGCUUGCGAUAACAAACGGGUGCGAUCCCCGUUUUGUCAAUGACUACGGCUUGCCAACAAUGGCUCACCGCCACAACAGCGGAACAAGCGAGGACGUCAAGAUUGAGGAAUUUGAUGAUGAUGAAAGCCCGCCGAGUAUGGUCGCCCUCCCAUCAUCCAGACGACCUAAUGCACUUGACUUUUAA
Molecule: messenger RNA, 1257 nt
Organism: Oikopleura dioica
Lineage: Eukaryota; Metazoa; Chordata; Appendicularia; Copelata; Oikopleuridae
Source: the annotation of a GenBank genome assembly